AUGAACCUGGAAGACUACCUUGAAGAUCAGCAACUAUCGCUUGCCCACCGGAUCGUACUAGGCCGAUCUUCAAGGGAUCUCCAAGAGGUACUGAGAGACCAACCGGAGCUAGCCAAAGCAACGGACUAUCAUAAUCGGUCUGCCCUAUGGUGGGCUGCUCUUCGCCAUGACAUCCAUGCAUGCAGGACACUACUAUGCUUUAACGCAAACCCGAACAACGCAGAUUACCAAGGCGAAACUCUCAUGCAAAAUGAUGCCGGAACAAGUUACACCGAGAUCCUAGAGAUGCUUGUUACUGCUGGUGGCUCCAUAGGAAGUGAUGACGCCCUCAAAGAGACACCUCUUCAUUAUGCAGCUCGCUCGGACAGCCGUAUCGAGAACACAUACUUCUUGCUUGGGAACGGUGCCAAUGCCAGCGCUACGAACGCCAAUGGCGUGACGGCAAUGCAUGAAGCUCUACAAGUCGACGCUGUGGACACUGCCGAGCUGCUCAUCAAUUAUGACGUCAAUCUCAAUGCUGAGGAUAUGUAUGGGGAUUAUCACUGGCACCUUGCAAUUACGUUGUAA
Molecule: messenger RNA, 567 nt
Organism: Bacidia gigantensis
Lineage: Eukaryota; Fungi; Ascomycota; Lecanoromycetes; Lecanorales; Ramalinaceae
Exons: 1
Coding region: 1-567 (188 amino acids)
Molecular function (GO): protein binding
Source: RefSeq, a predicted model, not a curated record